Messenger RNA from Epinephelus fuscoguttatus (brown-marbled grouper), 858 nucleotides. It is a transcript of the gene ndufb9, whose product is annotated as NADH:ubiquinone oxidoreductase subunit B9. Gene Ontology annotation, biological process: mitochondrial electron transport, NADH to ubiquinone. NCBI's taxonomy places the organism in Eukaryota, Metazoa, Chordata, Actinopteri, Perciformes, Serranidae. The record is from RefSeq and is a predicted model, not a curated record. Bases 68 to 595 code for a protein of 175 amino acids. The transcript is spliced from 4 exons.
UAUAAUGUCCACAAAGUCCCAGAAUCCUCCGCGCCGCCGGCCGAGAAGGUGACAGGGGACGGUGAAAAUGGCCACUGCCUACCUUACUCACCAACAGAAAGUGUUGCGGCUUUACAAGAAAUCACUGAGACACCUGGAGUCAUGGUGCAUCUUCAGAGACAAAUACCGGUUCUAUGCCUGCAUACUGCGGGCUCGCUUCGAUGAGAACAAGGGAGAGAAGGACAUGGUGAAGGCCACCAAAAUGCUGAAGGCAGGAGAGGAGGAGUUCUGGGCAAACCAGCAUCCUCAGCCCUACAUCUUCCCCGACUCUCCCGGAGGGACCUCCUAUGAGAGAUAUGAGUGCUACAAGGUCCCAGAGUGGGUGCUGGACCACUGGCAUCCCUCAGAGAAGGCCAUGUACCCUGACUACUUCUCCAAGAGAGAGCAGUGGAAGAAACUGAGGCUGCAGAGCUGGGACAAAGAGGUUGCCCAGCUGCAGGCUGAGACUCCAGCCAGUGGCCCAAGGACCGAAGCCCUCCCUCCUGCCCGGAAGGAGGGAGACCUUCCCCCUCUGUGGUGGCAGUACGUCACCCGUCCCAGGGAGCGCCCCACAUAAACACCCUCCACCUCGUGCAGUCUGAGGGAGAAACUGUCUCCAACACAUGGCAACAGCAGCGCCUCUUAAUGAAUUACCAUCUAUCUGUAAAUAAUGUUGUCAUUUCUGUGGAGGUUCCCCUGAGCAGGUUGCUGAGAAAACCACCUGUCUGAAUUUACACUGAUCCUUCAGAAAUCAGUUUAACGAGGUUGGUGACUUUGGAAAGUCCUGUAGAUGUAUCAAUUAAUAACUGUUCCAGUAAAUAAAUUACAUGAUGUAUCUUG